Messenger RNA from Seriola aureovittata, 8302 nucleotides. It is a transcript of the gene ppp2r3a, whose product is annotated as protein phosphatase 2, regulatory subunit B'', alpha. The transcript is spliced from 13 exons. The record is from RefSeq and is a predicted model, not a curated record. Bases 1185 to 5396 code for a protein of 1403 amino acids. Gene Ontology annotation, cellular component: protein phosphatase type 2A complex. NCBI's taxonomy places the organism in Eukaryota, Metazoa, Chordata, Actinopteri, Carangiformes, Carangidae. Gene Ontology annotation, molecular function: protein phosphatase regulator activity; calcium ion binding. Gene Ontology annotation, biological process: protein dephosphorylation.
GUGUGUUUACCGUCCUCUCCGCCGGCUCGUGCGUUGUAAGGCAGUGAUAUGAGCCUGUGCGGGUUGAUUUUUCCAGCUGCAGGGUUUUUUGAUAACCAGGGCGUGUUUAGUGAAGUAUUUCUGUUUGCGCGCGCGUAUUGGGUGCGUGCGUUUUUGCAUGUGCGUGCGCCACCUCAUUCACAUUAGAGGGGGGGAUCCUCCUGUUGUGUCAAAAGUGGAGAGUUUCGGAGAUUGGACGCGGAGAUUGUGGCAGAUCAUUGAAGGGGGGGACCAGCCUGCUCACUGCAAAAAAAAACAAAAAAAAACGUGAGUGAAAUCUGAUUUUUCACUGAGAAGGAAGGCUGCUCCUGAAGUAUGAUCAGGUGGUGCCCUCCUGUCAGACACACGCACUCCCCCUGACACAUGGUUGACAGUAGGAGACGGAAGGGGCGAGAGGGAGUACGGGAGUGACGGAGAUCCAGACAAACACUCGCAGAGAGGAGGAGGAGGAAGCCGGCCAUCUGUGGUUGGUCCCCUGCUAUUCUGCAGCUGUGUCCGUUUUCAUCUCCUUAAGGACAAAAAAAAAAAAAAAAGCGAAGAAAUCAGAGCGAGAUAAGGGGGUUCUUCCUACGUCUCAUUGCCCAGAGGAAGAGGGGCAAUGUUAAGGCCUCACUGGCCUUGGAUUAAGCCUCUGGGCCUGCUUCUUUUGAGGGAUGGGUGAUACCCCAGCUGGAUCUUCCACUGUCACUGUCCUGCAUGGCUAUCAUUAGUGGCUAAUGAGCUGCUGCUAGAGAGGAAACGGAGAAGGUGCCUGUGGAGAGAGGAGGAACCUUACAGCUGUUAUUAAGAGGCCCGGCGAUCUCCGACAAGGAGUUCUUUUCCUCUGCAAGAGAGUGGAAUCCUUUUUAAAGCUUUUGCGGUUGCAAGCAUGGCAGAAUAUCGACUCUGGAAGUCAUAGUUAUAGACAUUUCUUUUCAAGUGUUGAUGGCCGUUUUAUGCCUUUUGAAAAUUGUCAUCAUGCAGUUGAAAGACAUUAUUUUUCAGGGUUAUGGUAUUUGGACAUAAACAGUUUUUUCCUCUCAAGCGAAGGAGUCUCAGCAAAAACUCUAUAAUCAUUAUCAUUUAUUUUGUAAACGUUUUAUUGUUUUUGCUUUACACUUUCAUAUUAUUUUGACCUUCCUAUGCCCUGAAGCACGCUGGUCAUCAUGGCAGCAGCCUAUCGCGUAGUGGUGAGCAGUGUGAGCUGCUACAACAGCGUGGUAGUGGACCGGCGAACUCACUCCCAUGCUGUGCACUACUGCUCGGGGCCAUGUGGGGCGCUGUCCCAGGGUCUGGACUGUACUGUCGCGCACCGCGGCACCUGCUCCGAGCUGCUUGUCGCACCAGACCCCGUUUACACUGACACGAACAGCUCACUCAUACACUCCCGUAACAUGAUCACUCAGCAGCUUCCUAACCAUUGUAAAAUUAGUGUUGCCAUGGAUACUAGUUAUAAUGGUGGUCUAGAAAGGGCGGGCAGCAGUGGGAAUCUGUCCGUAGGGGAAGACAGCCCCACGUGGCGAGGUAAGAAGACCCCAAGUUGCGGAGGAUCGACUGGGAACCUGAGCUCUUCUAGCAGUCUAAAGGACAUAACUGAAGAGGCCAUCAACCUGGCCAGUGGUAAGCUCAAAGAGUUUUCUUUCGACAAGCUCCGCCUCUCCUCCUCCAGCCACGUCACCUUCCGGAAAGGUCGUAAAGUCCGUCCCGACUCUUUUAGCCGACGCUCCACUGACCUGGAGAUCAUCUACGGUCACUUCAGCUCUAACAUCACCACUAAUGGAACGACUAAUGGCAUGACGAAUGGCACGGCUACUUCUAAUGAUGAGAACAUGCCGCCGUUUGUGCUGGGGAAAGGGGCAGGGCUGGAGGAGACAAAGCUAAAGGGCAACUCGGGCACCUUGUCAGCCAUCACCAAAGUGGGUGGCGGCUCGACAAGCAGCCUAACAAGCAUCAGCUCAUUAGACCAAAGUCUGAACACGGUGGCCUCCCUGUACCGCAGCACCCUGGGGGAUGAGAACCUGAUUGCCCGUUUGCUGGAGAAGACACGAGCGGAGGCAGGCAGCGGGGGAGCAGGCGGGGAGGACAUCCGUGCCUGCCUUGACAUCCUGCUUAAAUGUUCUGAAGACCUUAAAAAAUGCACUGACAUCAUCAAGCAGUGCAUCAAACGCAAAGCCGGUGGAGGCACGGAGGAUGGAGGCGCCAGUCCUGACAGCGUGUAUCGGGCUGUGAUGACCCGACUCAGCUCCUAUCUGAAAAGACUUCCCCUGGAGUUGGAAGGGAUUGGAAGCCUGGGAGGCAGUGGGCAGGGUGCACCCGGAAGCGGGCACAGUGAUUUGGCUGAGCUGGUCAACACUCUUCACUCCAUCCAACAGGGACCUUACUCUCCAAUAUUUGGCAAUGAGCAACCUCCUCGCUACGAGGAUGUGGUGCAGUCCCCUCCCAUCCCAAAGACUCUUCCUCACUCUGCAUCUUCUACUCUCUCCUCUGUUUCAUCCUCCUCUUCUUUGAAAUCAGACUCCAUCCAUAAUAUACCAGCCCAAAGCUCCCCAUCCAGAACCAGUUCCCUCACCAAUGGACUACAGCAUCCACAUUCUUCUUCUAUCACACAACACACACUCUCUCCCUCGUCUAUCACCUGCUCUCCAUCCGGCUCCUCUCCAUCACAGUCUCCCUCCCCUCUUCGCACUUCCCCGACCCCACCGUACACACACACUCCUCCGGCGUCCCCUAUGGAGGCUCUUUAUAUUGAGGAGGAGGAAGCAGAUGUGGGCAAGGCACCAGAACAAAUCUCACAACAGACACUCACUCCAAGCAGAGGGGUAAACACUAUCCACAACAAAAACGGGACUGUGUUAAGUCAGCACAUGCACCUAUCCCAAGCACACACACUUCAUAACUCUUCACAUGCGUCGCCAGCCAGCACUGGCUACAGCCCCACUUGGCCUUCCUCUGCCUCGCUAACAGUCUCAGCACCCAAGGCUGUCUCACACAGGAAUGAUGACAUCGACAAGCUGCUGAUGGACUUGGAGAAUCUGUCUCAGAGUAUGAGCCACCCCAGAAACACUGAGCCUCCACUUCCAGCCAAGACCAGGAAGAGGGAGGGGGGCCAGGGGAUCACCCCCAAAGAGGCCCUCACCCAGCCCAAAAUGGCCCACUUCCAAGUCCAGAAGCCAGCUAGCCACAUAGCCAUGAAUGGCCCUAGCUCCAGGACUCCCCCGAGUCUGACUCCUCCCCAGGGAGAGAACAGUGAAGCUUCGUUAGGAGAGGAGGAGGAUGGGGCCCUUCUGCUGAGGAUCCUGGAGAGCAUCGAGAGUUUUGCACAGGAGCUGGUAGAUUCUGGGGCAGGAAGCUCAGGGAGCGCUGAGCGGAAAUGUGGGAAGGAGCGGGAGGUGAUGAGGCUCCUGCAGGAUACACUGGCCACCACCGGCAGGGCUGAUACCCCUCUGGAGAGCACAAACCCGCCAGCUGCUGCUCCCGCUGCUCCACCCAUGCACAUAAACACAGCCCCGGCCAUACCAAACCACUCCCUUGCAAACACACUUACAGUUUCACCUGCGCCCACACCUAUACCUGCAACACCCGAGGCUGUGUGCAAUGCCACAUCCGAACCUGCACCUAAACCAACACCUGACGUGGCCCCCAAACCUCUGCCCACACCCGUACCCGAGCCUACAACUGAAGUUACGGAUGAAGUUACAGAAGCCUCUGCAGGUGACACCCCUGCUCCUGCACCACCUGCACCUGCAACGUCGCAUUCCACCGCACAUUCAGCCGACCUUACACCCGUGGCCGCGCCUGAAGCCCCGGCCGCUGUUGCCACCCCAGCCGCAGUAGCUGCAAGAGACGCUGCCGUUGCUGUCGGCGACCCUGCUGCUGUGCGAGACACUGGAUCAACUCUACUCAUCCAGCAGACUCCAGAGGUGAUCCGAGUCCAGUCCAAACCAGACAAGAAACCCGGCACACCUCCACCAGCCCCUGCUCCUACCCUGGCCACAACCACCCCCACGCCACGUUCACCCAGCCCUCCUCCAGCUCCGGUGAUAGUCACCCCGCCUCCCCCUGCCAUCAACAUUCCCAGGUUCUACUAUCCCCGUGGGCUCCCUGCCCCAGGCCCGCCUGCCAACCACGACACGGCCAUCACUGCCAUUGAGACGGCCUUCACCGAGUUUGAAGAGGAGAAGGCCGACAUAUAUGAAAUGGGCAAGAUUGCAAAGGCAUGCGGAUGUCCACUUUACUGGAAGGCCCCCAUGUUCUAUGCAGCAGGUGGCGAGAGGACAGGCUUUGUCUCUGUUCACUCCUUCAUUGCAACCUGGAGGAAGUUGUUGCACAGUUGCCAUGACGAUGCAUCAAGGUUCAUUUACCUGCUUGCUAAACCUGGCUGCAACUACCUGGAGCAGGAGGACUUCAUUCCUCUUCUGCAGGACAUAGUGGAUACACACCCUGGGCUCACAUUUCUGAAGGAUGCACCAGAAUUCCAUUCCCGCUAUAUCACAACGGUGAUCCAACGGAUAUACUACGUGGUGAAUCGCUCAUGGACAGGUCGUAUCACCAUGAUGGAGCUGCGCAGAAGCAACUUCCUGCAGACCCUUGCCCUGCUGGAGGAGGAGGACGACAUCAACCAGAUCACUGACUACUUCUCGUACGAGCACUUCUACGUCAUCUACUGCAAGUUCUGGGAGCUGGACACUGACCAUGACCUCUACAUUGACCCCAAAGACCUGGGGAGAUACAACGACCAUGCAUCCUCAAACAGAAUCAUUGAGAGAUUGUUUUCAGGGGCCGUCACUCGGGGUAAUGCGGUGCAGAGAGAAGGCAGGAUGAGCUAUGCUGAGUUUGUCUGGUUCCUCAUAUCUGAGGAAGACAAGAAAAACCACACAAGUAUUGAGUACUGGUUCCGGUGCAUGGACGUAGAUGGCGAUGGCGUCCUGUCCAUGUUUGAGUUGGAGUUUUUCUAUGAGGAACAGUGUGAGAGGAUGGAGAGGAUGGGCAUCGAACCUCUGCCCUUCCAGGAUUUGCUCUGCCAGAUGCUUGACCUGGUGAAACCUGAGAGCACAGGUAAGAUAACCCUGGGUGAUCUCAAGCGCUGCCGGAUGGCCCACAUAUUCUUUGACACCUUCUUCAACCUGGAGAAAUACCUGGACCAUGAACAGAGAGACCCAUUUGCUGUGCAAAAGGACAUUGAUAGCGAAGGUCCGGAGCCAUCUGACUGGGAUAAAUAUGCCUCAGAGGAGUAUGAGAUACUGGUGGCAGAAGAGACUGCAAAUGAACAGCUACAUGAAGGGUCAUUUGACGAUGACUACGAAUCCGAGGAGCUUCAAGUCCCUGGAGAGAUUGGGAAUAAAAUGGAAAAACUGGUCAUAUCAGACCUGUCGGCAUAAAACUCCUUCCCUGGAGUUCCUGGGCCUUUCAUCCUGGAAAACAGAUGGGAACCAAGUGAUAGAGAGUUAUUUAUCAAAAAAAAAAAAUGCAUGGAUGUAAAGACAGAGGGAGAAAAUGAUUCUGGCGUCUGUCUUACAAUGACUGGAGUCUCCUCAGAACGGACUCAUCGGUUUUUGUGUGUGUGACCGUGAACCAGUACUGUUGUGUCUGGUAUAAAAAAAGAAAAAAUAAGAAAAGAAAAUGCAUCUGUAUUCGUACAGAAAACUUUGUCACUGCCUCCAGCUUUUCACUCCAUCGGAGAGAACAAAGCCAGCGAUGGAGGGAGAAGUGCUCAAUAAGCUCUAAAAGGAAUCAAGAAAAAAAACAAAAACUUCACUGUAAAAUAAUGUAUUUGCCAUUGUGAAUUCUCUACUGACAAUCCUGCCACAAGACAAUCACCUGCAUUUUCAGUUGCCUCUGUGCUAAAGGCGACAGGUAGACUGUCAGUUACACAAGUAGACUCACAGAAAUAGAUAAUGAAAGUGAUAGGCAUUACCAUUGAAAACCCGCAGUCACAAUAGUCACAAUAUCACAUACAGAUAGACACUGCCGUCAGAAACCCGCUGCCCUGUGCAGCCCGUCACUGUGUUUCUUGUAAAGGAAGUUCUUAAACCUCUAGUCCCUUCAGGGAGGAAUCAUGCAACAGGUUGGGUGGUUGUAACAGCACCUCUCUGUGGCCACUCUGUGCUACUGCACGGCACUGCUGUCACGCACGGUGCAUUAAUGGCCGGCCAACUUUUUCCAAGAGGGAGUUCAGCUCACUGCACAGCCUGAGCAGCUCUAUUCUUAGAGCGGCAUUAUCAGCGCUCCACCUCUGGACUCCCUUUGCAAUCAUUUCUAAACCCCCUGGAAAAAAAAAAAAAAGUUUCUGACUACAAGGACUGUAAUGCUCCAGCCAGCGAGGUCACAGUGAGGGAUAUGCACGUUGACAAACAUAUCAAACUCUCUGGUAGAGUUGCCCACACAUUUCCACCUGUCACAUUUGUAAUGAUAUAUGCACAUAAGAACUGUGAGUUGUUCCUGUCAGUCUCAUGCAUUUAUCCACCGCAUCCCACUGUCUGCUUCUCACGUCCUUGUUGAUUGUGUACAGGACCUGGUAAUUACUUUGAUUUGUUCUUGUCAUUUAUGCCAAAAAUCAUUGUUAUAUACCAUUUGUUUCUGCAGCUUUCUAAUGUCCAUUCUCCCUGUAACACACGUACCAAACACACCAUUAAGGAUGCCUCUUAAAGGGUCAGUACAUCCAAAUUAUGAAGAACCACUAGUGGUGAGUUUUUGUUAUGGUUCCCAAGUUGUGAUAUAUCUGUCCCUGAGGGUUCAGCCUCCAUCCUGUUACAAUGGAAGUGAAUGAAAUUGGUAGCGGCCGCCACAACGUAGGGAAUUACCUUAACAUUUAAGAGCAACCUCUCUGAAACGGUUGUCCCUGCUACUCAAAACAAACCACAGGACACACUGUGAGCAGCUUCCAUCGGAACUACUUUCUAUUGAGGAAAUAGUCCUGAUAUUAAGGUUCGUGGAGAGUAACAGGACAUUGUGUCUGGCAAGACACGAUGCUGUUAUUUCUGCAAUCUCUUUUUUUUCAUGCUUUGAGCACCACAGAUGAAAUUCCAUUCACUCCUAUUGCACUGAGGUGGAGGCAGGAAUCUCAGACAUGAAUAUCUUCAAACCUGGGGAAAUAUAACCCAAACUAUUUACACAGGUCGAUAACACAAAGUUUGAUUUUGUCUGUCAAUUUGUGUGAACUGAUCCUUUAACUCCAUUAUUUACUGUGCUGCACUCAUAGGGACAGGUGCAUGUGUGUGUACACUGCCCUUACUGUAAUAGCUAGGAGCAUGUGUUUGCUUAUACAUCACUGAUUGAGGAGUGUGUUUUAGGAGCGUGUGAUAUGUAGCUCUCAGUUUAGGGCUGUUUAUAUGUCGUAGUCGUUGCCAUGGGGAUGGUGUUCCUGUGGUCUGUUUGUAUGUGUACACAGACACACUUAUACACACACCACACUAUAGUUGCUGUUGAAAGGGAGAGAGAGAGAGAGCCAGUGGAUGCUGUAAGGCCUUCAGGACCUUGAGUUUCCCCGUUCUGCUCUACAGCCAUUGUAAAUGUGCCUGACUGUGUAUUAAACUAUAUUAUUAUUAUAAUAGUAGUAAUAAUAAGCCAUUAUAGAUAUAACGGCUGUGAUUUUUGAUGUAUUUUGAUGGUUUGUAUUGCUGUGCCACUGUGUGGCUCGGGACAGGGGGGUAAAUUAUGUUAGAUGUGUGUAUGUUUGUGUGUUUAGAUGCACAGUCAAUUUGAAUGGAGGAGGUGGAAUCCUCUGGAGGACUGAUCUGAAGCUCCGACCAUCUGACAAUCACAAAACCAUGAGACACACGUCGUACCGAAAGUGGAAACCUCUGAGACUGAUGUUUCACUUCUGUGGUCACACACACACACACUCACUCACACACUCACCCAGACAGUAUUUAAAAUGAACUGUAAAGGCGAUGGGACGUCUCCGGUUGAUAACUUUUUCUGGCUCUAUGCAAAGUGUCCUGGUGCUCACACACGCAGCAUCAGGCAAGGAAAGAAGCCAUGUGGGACUUCUACUUUGAAAUUAUAUCUCUACCAUGAGAGGUAGAGAAAAGACUUUUAUUUUGAUGUACUUCCUCUGUGCAGAGGACACUCGAGUAGGCUGAGAUGAGAUGCAAAUCAAAUGAUUAUUGUAUUGGCAUGGUUUUCUUUUUGUCUGUCCAUCACUUUUCUUUCUUUCUUUCUUUCUUUCUUCCUUUCUUUAUUUCUUUCUUUCUUUCUUCCUUUCUUUCUUUCUUUCUUUCUCUUUGUCCCGUCCCUGUCAUUUGUUGCUUUUGUCUGAAGUUUAAAUAAAGAUGUUUCAAGAAUA